AUGACAGAUACUAUGGAUACAAACACCCUAUUAGCAGAACUAGCCAGGAUACUCAACGUGACUGAUAUUGACGCUUCUACUCUUCAGCUUUGCACUAAGCUCAUUGACCAAGGUGUGGAUCCAAAGAAGCUAGCAUCAGCCAUCAAGAACAUCAAGAAUGAGACACAGUCUGUGGCUAGAUAA
Molecule: messenger RNA, 183 nt
Organism: Sungouiella intermedia
Lineage: Eukaryota; Fungi; Ascomycota; Pichiomycetes; Serinales; Metschnikowiaceae
Source: the annotation of a GenBank genome assembly